AUGGAUGUUUUUGUUGAUGGUGAAUUGGAGUCUCUCCUGGGGAUGUUCAACUUUGAUCAGUGUUCAUCAUCUAAGGAGGAGAAACCGCAAGAUGAGAUGCUUAGUCUCUCUAGCCUUUACAAUGGCCAUCUUCGUCACCAUCAUCAGAACAACGAGCUUGUCAAAGCCAAGAAAAAGCAGAGGGUAAACCAGGAAAGCAAUACAGUCGAUGAAAGCAACACUAAUUGGAGAGAUGGUCAGAGCCAAAGCAACAGUUCAGACGAUGAAAAGGCUUCCGUCACAAGUGCUAAAGGCAAAACAAGAGCCACGAAAGGGACAGCUACUGAUCCUCAAAGCCUUUAUGCUCUGAAACGAAGAAAGAAGAUUAACGAAAGGCUCAAGACACAACAAAACCUUGUACCGAAUGGGACAAAAGUCGAUAUAAGCACGAUGCUUGAAGAAGCGGUCCAUUACGUGAAGUUCUUGCAGCUUCAAAUCAAGUUGUAA
This is a messenger RNA of Brassica napus (rape), 486 nucleotides long. RefSeq names its product transcription factor RSL3-like. The transcript is spliced from 4 exons. Lineage: Eukaryota; Viridiplantae; Streptophyta; Magnoliopsida; Brassicales; Brassicaceae. Gene Ontology annotation, molecular function: RNA polymerase II cis-regulatory region sequence-specific DNA binding; DNA-binding transcription factor activity, RNA polymerase II-specific; protein dimerization activity. Gene Ontology annotation, cellular component: nucleus. Gene Ontology annotation, biological process: regulation of transcription by RNA polymerase II. The record is from RefSeq and is a predicted model, not a curated record. The coding region runs from base 1 to 486 and encodes 161 amino acids.